Otolemur garnettii (small-eared galago) is the source of this 1535-nucleotide messenger RNA. It is a transcript of the gene KPTN, whose product is annotated as kaptin, actin binding protein. The coding region runs from base 116 to 1423 and encodes 435 amino acids. The transcript has 12 exons. Gene Ontology annotation, biological process: negative regulation of TORC1 signaling; cellular response to amino acid starvation; actin filament organization. The record is from RefSeq and is a predicted model, not a curated record. Gene Ontology annotation, molecular function: actin filament binding. Gene Ontology annotation, cellular component: KICSTOR complex; lamellipodium; actin cytoskeleton. NCBI's taxonomy places the organism in Eukaryota, Metazoa, Chordata, Mammalia, Primates, Galagidae.
CGUCAGUCUGUGCGACGGGCGGGCACCGAGCUAUUCUGGUGGCUUCGAGAGCCUUGGAUGGGAAAGGGCGGGUCACAGUGCGGGCAGCGGAGAGAAUGAGUGUCUGAAGGGCGUGAUGGGGGAGGCGGCUAUGGCUGCGGUGCCUUGCCCGCUGCGCGAGGACAGCUUCACGCGCUUCUCGUCGCAGAGCAAUGUGUACGGGCUGGCAGGCGGUGCCGGCGGGCGCGGGGAGCUGCUGGCCGCCACCCUUAAAGGCAAGGUGCUGGGCUUCCGCUACCAAGACCUCCGACAGAAAAUCCGGCCGGUGGCCAAGGAGCUGCAGUUCAACUACAUCCCCGUGGAUGCAGAGAUUGUCUCCAUUGACACCUUCAACAAGUCACCCCCAAAGAGGGGCCUGGUUGUGGGGAUCACAUUCAUCAAGGAUUCAGGGGACAAGGGCAGCCCCUUCCUUAACAUCUACUGUGACUAUGAGCCUGGCUCCGAGUACAACCUUGACUCCAUUGCCCAGAGCUGCCUGAACCUGGAGCUCCAGUUCACUCCUUUCCAGCUAUGCCAUGCAGAGGUUCAGGUUGGGGAUCAACUGGAGACGGUAUUUCUCCUGAGUGGGAAUGACCCGGCCAUUCAUCUCUACAAGGAGAACGAGGGGCUGCAUCAGUUUGAGGAACAGCCUGUGGAAAACCUCUUCCCAGAGCUCACGAACCUGACCAGUAGUGUCCUCUGGCUUGAUGUCCACAACCUCCCUGGCACAUCCCGGCGCCUCUCAGCUGUGGGCUGUCAGAGUGGCUAUGUCCGUGUUGCCCACGUGGACCAACAGAGUCAAGAAGUUUUGCAGACAUGGACAACCCUGCAGGAUGGCCCCAUCUCCCGAGUGAUCGUGUUCAGCCUCUCAACCCCUGAGGAGACCAAGGACAAGCCACAGCAGGAAGAGUACAGUGUGCUCGUGGCUAGCAUGUUGGAGCCAGCAGUGGUGUAUCGGGACCUGCUGAGCCGAGGCCUUGAGGACCAGCUUCUCCUGCCUGGCAGUGACCAAUUUGACAGCGUCCUCUGUGGCCUGGUCACUGAUGUGGAUUUGGAUGGACAGCCAGAAGUCCUGGUGGCCACCUAUGGACAGGAAUUGCUCUGUUACAAAUUCUGGGGCCCUGACCCAGAGCUCCCUGACAGCGAGUGUGGUUUCCGCCUGCUGUGGCAACGGAGCUUCUCAAGUCCCCUGCUGGCCAUGGCUCAUGUGGACCUGACUGGGGAUGGACUGCGGGAGCUUGCCGUGGUCUCCCUGAAGGGCGUGCACAUCCUGCAGCACAGCCUGAUCCAGGCCUCAGAGCUGGUCCUGACCCGGCUUCGGCAUCAAGUGGAGCAGAGGAAACAUCAGUCACAAGGGCUGGGGGAGGGAAUGGGUUCAAGGCCUGCUGAGAACCCAGCCUCUUGAGCACCCACCCAUCCACUCUUCCCAGACCUGGGACAGUUCAUGGGGUACUCACCUGCAAUUGUUGAUGAGGGAUGUCCUGAAGGAGAGAAUGCUUUCCCCACACCACCCCCCG